AUGAUCAGAAAAGGCGGGGCCAAAGUUAGCAAGGUCUGCGGCUGCGCGGAAGCGCAGCACUUGAAGAGCAAGUCCUGCGGCUGGGGCGGCCACGAAGACUUCUGUGCUUCUCUGCUCUGCCGCCGUACUUCCGCUACUCUUGGAAAGUUCUGGAAGUUGGGAGGUGACGUGGCACCACGGACUUGCUGGUCGGGAAGACUCUUAAGAACGGAAGCCGCCGUGAAGAUAGUUGUGGUCCAACCUCUCACUUGUCAGUUAAGGAGACUGAGCGGGAACGCGAUUUACAGGAGAUUUUUGUGCAGUGUUAAACGAGGAAGCAGGCCAAGUGGAGGUGAAGGGAUUUGCCCAGAGUUGCGGAGCUCUGGAGUGGAUGAGCCCCCCCGCGUGGCUGCUCGCCCGGGGGGCGUUUCCCCAGAGAUACUGAAGGAGCCUUACUGCCGCAGCCCUGGUUGUCUGCCUCAUUUCUAUUCGUUAAUUAGUUGUGAAGUUGCAACUGCCCUAGAUCGAAGCCACAAGAUUCGGUAUUCAGAUUCAGUGGAAAAUGGAUCAAUUAUCUUUUCUCUUUCUGGAGUUGCAUUUUUAUUGAUGGAUGCUAAAGAAUGCUUUACAUCAGCUGAAGAAAUAUUUCUAGCCAAAAUUGAGAAGUUUACUAAUAUUCACCAAAAUAGCUUUUUGGUUCUGUCUGCUGCCUUCCAUGGGCCUGAGGAAUGGAAACUGAUGUUCAGGAUUCAGCAGAGAUUCCUGGGUAGUAACUUACGGAUACUUCCAGUACACAACACAGUAGAUGCUAUUAAUCUUAUGUGCACUAUAGCUAAGAUGGCCUCCAAACCAUACAUAGAUAACAUCUGCUAUAGAAUGGUAACAACUGAGGCUUACAUCAUUGAGCAAAGUCCUGUUUGGAAAACACUUCAAAAGUUAAAACUGAGUAGUGAUUCAUUUAACCCAAACUAG
Puma concolor (puma) is the source of this 951-nucleotide messenger RNA. The record is from RefSeq and is a predicted model, not a curated record. NCBI's taxonomy places the organism in Eukaryota, Metazoa, Chordata, Mammalia, Carnivora, Felidae.